Molecule: messenger RNA, 579 nt
Organism: Anopheles arabiensis
Lineage: Eukaryota; Metazoa; Arthropoda; Insecta; Diptera; Culicidae
Exons: 6
Coding region: 157-579 (140 amino acids)
Source: RefSeq, a predicted model, not a curated record
ACGCUCGACUUCAUGUAAGAUGGAGAGUGGGACACGGAUGACUUUCUGGUAGCUUCGUCUUCUUCUAAAAGAAUUACAACAGAUAGUGAUGAUGCAGAUACGUUUCAUUUGCCGUCAGACGAUGAGUGCGACUCAUAUGACAUACCGUAUGCUGGUAUGCAAAGCACUGGAUCCAGAACACAUGAACAGGAGCAAAAAUCAUCCAACGUUGCAGCACUUGCGGAGCAGCAAAGUGUGACUCCAGAGCGAAUCCGCAGCCAUGACACCGAAGACACAGACAGCAAUGAUAGCCACAUUCCUUGUGCGCAGCAGAUCGAACCGGAAGAAGACAGCCAUCGUACAACGGAGGACGAAAAUCAUGAACAAAGCAGACAGCAGGACAGACAGAGCGAGCCCGAUCAUUGGUUAAACGAUGGCUCAUUUGUUGACGGCUCUGAGGACAGUAACAGCAGUAACUCGAACAGGCAACACCGCGAAGGGCAUUGGUUUGGCAGUACGGAUGGCGAUCGUAGCUUCUGGGCAUUCAAGUACAGCGAAACACGGGUAGUGCAUCGGGAAUGGUACAGCUGCUGUAAGUAA